AUGGCGCUGUGCGAGGCUGUUGUGUGCGGAAGCUCUCUGCUCUGGCCUCGGGUGUUGCUCUUCGGCGACUCCACCACCCAGUUUUCUUUCCAGCAGGGUGGGUGGGGAGCGUCACUGGCGGACAAGCUGGUCAGAAAAUGCGAUGUUCUGAAUCGUGGAUUUUCGGGUUACAAUACCAGAUGGGUGAAGAUUAUCCUCGCGAGGCACCGGAAGGGGAGCAGUUUGGACAGCCCAGCAGCAGGUACAGUUUUCUUCGGUGCCAGUGACAGUGCGCUAAAAGGUGAGAACCCCAAGCAGCGCAUCCCCCUGGAGGAGUACGCGGCAAACCUGACGAGCACGGUGCAGCACCUGCAGUCCGUGGGUGUGCCCGAGAGCAGGCUUAUCCGCAUCACGCCACCACGGCUCUGUGAGGCCGCACGGGGACAGGAGCGGCAGUUGGAUUUUCUCUUCUCCAUAGGGUGCAAAUUAAAUCGCCUCAACUCGGUCGUUGGUGAAUAUGCCAGGGCCUGUUUACAAGUAGCCCAGGACUGUGGGAUUGAUGCACUUGACCUGUGGACCCUGAUGCAGAAGGACAGUCAGGACUUUUCUUCUUCCUGUUUGUCAGACGGACUACAUUUAUCACCAAAAGGAAAUGAGUUUUUGUUCUCCUAUCUUUGGCCUUCGAUAGAGAAGAAAGUCUCUUCACUGCUUUUGUUGCUCCCUUACUGGCGAGACAUAGCAGAAGCAAAACCAGAACUAAGUCUUCUGGGAGACGGGGCCCACUAGUCACCGAAAACCAAGUCCAGCUGUUAAUCUACAGAACAGGAAGUCGCCAGUGCACAAAGACCCCAAGAUAAGUGGUCAGAGAAGUUUAAACCUUUGCUCAUGACCCUGCAAUAAAAAUCACAGACAUCUGCCACCAAGAUUAAUAAAAGCAUUGGAAGUUUUCAGGACA
Messenger RNA from Lagenorhynchus albirostris (white-beaked dolphin), 934 nucleotides. It is a transcript of the gene IAH1, whose product is annotated as isoamyl acetate hydrolyzing esterase 1 (putative). Gene Ontology annotation, molecular function: hydrolase activity, acting on ester bonds. The record is from RefSeq and is a predicted model, not a curated record. NCBI's taxonomy places the organism in Eukaryota, Metazoa, Chordata, Mammalia, Artiodactyla, Delphinidae.